Molecule: messenger RNA, 889 nt
Organism: Stegodyphus dumicola
Lineage: Eukaryota; Metazoa; Arthropoda; Arachnida; Araneae; Eresidae
Product: techylectin-5A-like
Source: RefSeq, a predicted model, not a curated record
UUUUCUCCUUUGCUUCUAGACAGAAAUAUUUCUGAAGACGAAAUAGAUCAAAUACUUCAAGAUGGCAGCGUGAAUGAAGAUGAGGUAGAUAGGUCAGACAAAGAAAUACCACAGAAAUCUAUCGAUGGAGAUCAAUGUCCUCCGAAACCAAUAGACUGCGAAGAGCUUCUUGUGAACUGCGGAUUUACUGAAUCUGGAAUUUAUCGCAUUUGGCCUCGAAGUCGAGUUCAUAGUGAAGGCGAUGCAGGAUUCGACGCAUUUUGCGACAUGGAUACCGACGGAGGCGGCUGGACAGUUAUCCAGAGGAGAGAUGAUUUUGGCACCAAUUCAGAUUUUUUCUUCAAAGACUGGCGAAGCUACAAAUACGGAUUUGGAGAUUUAAAUUAUGAUUUUUGGCUUGGAAAUGAUAAAAUAUUUGCUUUGAGCAAUCAGAGGAAAUCAACACUUAGAUUUGAUCUUCUCGAUUUUGAAGAUGAAGAUGGAUUUGCAGUCUAUGAUAAUUUUUACGUGGACGAUGAAAGUGAAGGAUAUAGAUUACAUUUAGGAGAUUAUCGAGGAAAUAUUGGAGAUUCUUUUAAGGGGCACAACUUGUCAAAAUUUUCUACCAGGGAUAGAGACAAUGACAACAAUUCAUCUCGAAGUUGCGCAAUGGUUUACAAAGGUGGAUGGUGGUACAACAACUGUCACACCGUCAACCUGAAUGGAUUGUACCUAAAGGGGAUUCACGACACCUAUGCAGAUGGAGUAAACUGGCAUGGUUGGAGAGGAUUCAGGUAUUCUCUGCGAAAAACGGAAAUGAAAUUGCGAUCGUCUAAUUUCUUGCGCAGGAACAACUAGGAACAUAUGUUAGCAAUAUGAUCAACAUAAUAAAGAAAUUUCUUUCACAGGG